Messenger RNA from Miscanthus lutarioriparius, 1689 nucleotides. NCBI's taxonomy places the organism in Eukaryota, Viridiplantae, Streptophyta, Magnoliopsida, Poales, Poaceae. The record is from the annotation of a GenBank genome assembly.
AUGGCGGCGAUGGGCGGGAGCGGCGGGGGCGACGACGACGCGGCGGAGGGCGAAGGAGCCGGGUUCCAGUGGGAUGCCGACUCCCAGCUCUACUACCACGCCAGUACUGCUUUUUACCAUGACCCUGUCGCUGGAUGGUACUACAGCAGCAGAGAUGGCCAAUACUACAUCUACAAAAAUGGAAAUUACAUGCCAUUGAUGACAGAUCUGGAAAAUGAACCCACAGCAAAGUAUCCGUAUGAUGAGGCCAACCAAGAUGUCUUGGAACACUCUUCAGGCUUGUUAACAGCUACACCUGACAAUGAGAAUGAAACACUGGGACCGCCAUCAGUUCCAUGUUCAACAGCAGGCUUGGAAACAGCUACACCUGACAAUGAGAAUGAAACACUGGGACCGCCAUCAGAAUGGAUGGAGGAAACACUAAUAAACUUGUAUUUGUCAGGCUACUCAAACAGUGAAGUCAAUGCUGAAAGUUCAUUAGGAAACACACAUACAAAUGAGGAAGGCGGAAUUGAGACAACUGGGAGCAAACUGGAUAGCUUGACCUCGGACAGUGCUUCAGUAUCUCUGAAUGAUGCUACAUCAGAGCAAAUUGAAGUUGAAACAGAAACAAAGAAUUCCAGUGAUGUGCAUGAAUCUUUGGGGGAAGAGGAAGAGAAAUGGCUUGCUCAGUAUGGUCAGGUAGAGAGGUUAAAUGAUGAUCAACCUUUACCUCCAACAAUUGAUAUAUGGGAUUGGGAUGUGGUCCAAGAUCAUGUUAGCAAAGGUCAACCUGUGGUUAGGCUUGUGGGGUGCUUAUCUAGGGGUUCAAGUAAGCUUCAUCCUUCUCUGCCUGCUCGUGGUGGCCUUCUAAGGACUGCUCCUGUGCGUGAAGUUCAUCUUGAUCUCGUGCGAGUUUCAACAGGGAAGCUGUACAGGCUAAGGAACCCUAGCAGAAAGCACUUAGCCUCUUUAUCCACAUAUGACUCUUCCAACCCAACAAAAGAUUGGGGGUUUCCUGAUAUUAAGUUGAAUAAGCAGUCCACUGUAAAGUGCCAAUCUGAAGUUCUUACUGAUGAAUCUUGUAUCGGGGGAGGUGUCUCAGCUGCUAAUACCAUGGAGCAAAAGACAAAAGCUUACAGGGACAGAGCUGCUGAGAGAAGGAUCCUACAUCGUGGCUUAGGGUUGGGGCCUGGACAGAAGCAGAGUAACACCAACAAUUUCGAUGAAUACGAGGAACCAAUUGAGGACAUGGAUUCAAUGGGAACUGUGUCGGUUGAUUUGAAUUUCCGAUCCAGCGGCUUGCUUUCUGCUAAGAGAAUAAUGGAGAACAUGGGAUGGAAGGAGGCAUGUGAUUGCCACUCUGUCUAUCGUUUAUGCUUUGUCUGUAUUGCUUCCUAUCGACACAAAUUACAAGAAAGAAUAGGUAACAAUAUUAAUUUACUACUGCUAGCUGCUGAUGGUAACACCAUCAAGAGGUGUAGAUCUAAUCCUUUUGUUAAGUUGCAGAGCAGACAACCACUGUUAGAAAGAGCUGGGAAGUAUGCAACUGCCCUGGCAGCAACUAUCAUGGUAUUUUAUCUUCCUGAGGGCUGGGUUCAAGGCAAUCACGCUCAGUCGCUCACCAUGGAUGCUCCACGCCUAGCUGCUGCGAAGCUGACAUCAAGAACAGAUCCUUCCACCGCUCUUGAUGCUGAAGAGAAUUUUUAG